Messenger RNA from Triticum dicoccoides, 1962 nucleotides. Its product is annotated as sulfite exporter TauE/SafE family protein 3-like. Lineage: Eukaryota; Viridiplantae; Streptophyta; Magnoliopsida; Poales; Poaceae. The transcript is spliced from 6 exons. The record is from RefSeq and is a predicted model, not a curated record. Gene Ontology annotation, biological process: protein ubiquitination. Gene Ontology annotation, cellular component: membrane; Cul4A-RING E3 ubiquitin ligase complex. Bases 288 to 881 code for a protein of 197 amino acids.
UUUCUUACAAUGUUAGAAAAGAACCUUCCUGAAGUCACCACAUAACCGCCGACACUCUUCUACAAUAGGGCCAAUCACCAUUACAUGAUCUACGUUGAGAUUAAGAGCAUCCACAACGAUCAAAUUAUUCAUAUGCACGACGAUAGAGCUACCUCCAAUCAAGAGAGCGAGCUUCAAGCCCUCGGUUAGAGCAGCCACUUCAGCCGAAAAAGCGCCCACGACAUGUUCUAGCUUCGCUGUUGGAUUUUGGUGCUCCCUAAUUUGGUGCAUUUGUUUGUACGUAGCCCAUGAAAUUUGGAUGGCGAAUUGUGUUAGGGUCAUUCAUCGGAUUCUUCGGGGCAGCAUUUGGCAGCGUUGGUGGAGUAGGCGGAGGCGGGAUCUUCGUUCCAAUGCUAACGUUGAUCAUUGGCUUUGAUCUGAAGUCAUCAGCAGCGAUGUCAAAAUGUAUGAUCACGGGAGCUACUGUUUCAACCGUGUAUUGCAAUCUCAAGCUGAAACACCCAACUUUGGACAUGCCAAUGAUAGACUAUGAUCUAGCCCUCCUCAUACAGCCCAUGCUCAUGAUGGGGGUUAGCAUUGGAGUUAUUUGCAAUGUGAUAUUCCCCGACUGGCUUGUCACGGUCCUCUUGAUCAUCCUCUUUCUAGUUACUUCGGUUAAAUCUUUUCUGAAGGGUGUUGAAGCAUGGAAGAAAGAGACGGUGAUAAGAAGGGAGGCAAAGGCAAAACAACUAGAGCAAUCUAAUGAAGAUACUAGAUAUACGCCACCGCCUACAGGACCCGAUCCUGCAUCUGACACAAAAAAAAACCCACAGAUGAAGCGGUAUCCAUUUGGAAGAACAUUUACUGGAAGGAGUUUGGCCUUCUGGCGUCCGUUUGGGUAGCAUUCCUUACACUUCAAGUCACCAAGGUGAUAAACUAAUUCUCUGGUCUACUUCAUGUUUUUUAUGUCAAUGUACAUUUGUUUUUAUAUAUAAGACAUUGGGCUCCACGCUCUAAUUCUUAGUUUUUUCCUACCUUAUCUAUUAAAUAUGAAUAAGCAACCUGAAUCUACACAUGAGAUAUUGAAAAUUGGAGAAUACUACCAGAACCCGAUAUUAAAUUCCAAAUACCCUUUUGUGUAUAUCCUCGCCAGAUAGGAAUCAAGCAAAUAUGCCCUUUUUGUCUAUUAUAUUUAGCCAUGUGGCUAUCAUUAUUAAUUAUUAUGUAAUAAAACUCGUGUUUUAUACACAAAAUCGUUUGCCAAGCCAUGCCAAUACAAGACUUAGUGCUUACACUUCCCUCACAAAAUUUUAAAAAUGUGGAUUGGUCCUUAUGGUGUCACAAUGCCAGUGCAAUUACAAUAAAGCUAAAGUGCUUCGCACCAACCUUAACAAACAGUUUAUCUGUCACACGUGUAAGUUGUAAAUUUCAACAAUAGCAAAAUUUAGAAAGAGUGGUAAUAUUCCUUAGCUAACAAGAUAACAUGGUUUCAUAAUAUUCAAGACAAUGGAAAAGGAUGGACAUAAUUUAAGGUGGGGUGAGCUCCUUCACUUGCCCAGCUCAGCCAACAGAAAGAUGAUCCAACAUCCCAGACUACAAGACUGCUUCCUCACCGUUUCACUUCCCCUAUCAGACGUAGGAACUCGACCUAGCCAGCGAUGCAUACAUAUAUAAUAAAUUUUUGGUACAAUAUUAGGUAGCGCGGCUGCCCCACCUUAUCCAAUGGGGUGCUCCACCCGUGACUCUAGAUAAAUCAGGGUGACAGUCAAAGUUUUAUCUUUUUAUGGCCCAGUAAAUCAUUCGAGAAUAUAAUACAUGUUUGAUAAAACAAUAGCAUGACAAUGCAUCACAAAAUAUUAGAUCAAGGUGAUCAAGGAGAGGUAAGAUGCCUUUGUGAUGAUCUAGUCAACUUCUUUGUUAUCUUGUCCUAGUUCAACAUUGUCACCUACUUACCAUAAAAGCAAACAUAAGCAAAUGUCGGGG